This is a messenger RNA of Diachasmimorpha longicaudata, 2274 nucleotides long. RefSeq lists its product as uncharacterized. The record is from RefSeq and is a predicted model, not a curated record. The transcript is spliced from 4 exons. Bases 1 to 2274 code for a protein of 757 amino acids. NCBI's taxonomy places the organism in Eukaryota, Metazoa, Arthropoda, Insecta, Hymenoptera, Braconidae.
AUGCCCGCGAAGAGGGUGCGGGCGAUGGAAGGGCUGGGGGCAGCGUCCUUCAGGGUGGUGGCGAAGGGUGGAGGCAGGGUGGCCGUAGUGCCAACUGGCUACCCAGAGCUGUCCCUGACGAAGGAGGAGGCCGACCAGACUCAGGAGGCGCUGGUGGCAGCACUGUUCGGGACUGGCCUAAACGGUCAGCUCCCGAGCUUUGAGGGCCACCGGUACGAAGAUGGUGUGCUGUGGGUGGCAUGUACGGAUGAUACACAACGAAUUUCACAUGAAUUUAAGAAUCUACCAGCUAACAAACGUUUGAAAGUAGUACGAGAACAAGUCUACUGCAUUAAUUGUCUCCGGAACAAUCACCAGGUAGCAGAUUGCUAUUCACUGAGGAACUGUCGUCUCUGUGAAGAAAGACACAAUACAUCGCUUCAUCACGCACUCCUCGCUGAGCAACCUCCACAACUCACAAAAGGUAUGUCCAACCAGUUACAAUUCAGUGAGAAUCAUCUGCAAAACCAACCUUUGCCUGUUAGACAAACCACUCUGAUCACUCAUCCUCCCAGCGAUCAAAUAGUCCUCAGUGCUAUGGUCAAUAUUCUGGAUCAGAACAAACAGCCAAUGAAAUUCAGAGUUUUAUUAGAUACAGCCUCUACCGCUAAUUUUAUCACUGAAAGCCUAGCCCAACGAUUAAAAGUUCCCAAGAUCAAAUAUUCGGUGCCUGUCGGCGCUCUCAACGAUUUAGCCACCUGUACCAAGCAUUUGAUAACUGCAACCAUCCAAUCGACAAAUGGAAAAUGCGAAACGAAUGUUCAAUGCUUAACCAUUCCGGUCAUCUCUCACCUCAUACCAACUCAGCCCAUUCCACGAGAUGUCUUCACUCUUCCAUCAAACAUCCAACUCGCUGAUCCAGAUUUCUACAAACCCAGACCUAUCGACAUGCUGCUCGGCUCAGCCCCCAGUCUAGACUUAUUCACAACUGGACAGUACCACAUUCCAGGGAAAAAUCGGUGCAACACCAUUUUACAAAAAACACGACUGGGCUGGGUGAUAGGAGAUAGUUUGUCCUCAAUCCUCCCUCACAAGAAAAAUCAAACAUUCAACACCCAAGUUGCGGUAGAUCUCAAAAGAUUCUUUGAAACCGAAGAAGGAUCCAUGAGAAAACUACUAUCACCAGAAGAACAAGCAGCUGAAGAGCACUUUCAACAAAACUACAAGAGAACAAGCACUGGCCGUUAUUCAGUCGCCCUGCCAUGCAAAUCCACCCCACCAACAUUGGGAAAGUCUAGAGAAAUGGCUCUGAAACGUUUUGAGGCAUUGGAAAGGAGACUUAACAGGAACAUCGAUCUCAAGCAACAAUAUCGUACGGUGAUCGACGAAUAUCUCUCACGUCAGCACAUGUCCAAGGUAACAAAUAUCGCCUCCUCUGGAUUCUACCUACCACACCAUGCAGUUAUCAAGGAGAGUAGCAUGACAACAAAGGUAACAGUGGUCUUUGAUGGCUCCUCCAAGACUUCGAAUGGAAUUUCACUUAACGAAACUCUCAUGAUCGGGCCUACUAUACAAGAUGAUUUGUUUUCACUGAUUCUACGAUUCAGGACCCACCAGUAUGUGUUAACUGCAAUUCGAUGUCUCCAACAACUGGCACGAGAUGAAUCUGAACGCUUCCCCAUCGCUUCAUAUAUCCUGCAAGAAGAUAUAUAUGUCGAUGACCUGCUGACUGGCUUCAGCUCAAUCGAAGACGCUCAACAUGCCCAAGCAGAGAUCACACAGCUAUUGUCAACAGGAGGACUGAACAUGCGUCAAUGGGCUUCAAAUGACAAAGCAGUAUUACGAGAAAUACCCUCUGAACAUAUUAAUCACCAUCUACAACUAGACAAUGACAAAACAAUCAAGACACUGGGCAUUUCAUGGAAUUCGGAUACCGACUCCAUUAAAUACCAGACAAAACCAAUUACUCUGAACAAUACAAUCACAAAGCGAAAAAUUUCGUCAAUAGUUGCAUCUAUCUUUGAUCCAUUGGGACUGCUCGGUCCAGUUAUCCUCAAGGCAAAAAAUAUCAUUCAACAACUACGGUCCGCCAAGGUGGACUGGGAUGAAUCUAUUCCACUCCGUAUUCAAACACUCUGGAUCGAUUUGUGUACUGCGUUGCCCUUAAUCAACGACUUACAACUCGACAGAAAAGUCAUAAUAAAAAACGCACAACAAAUACAACUACAUGGAUUCUGCGAUGCCAGUGACACAGGCUACGGAGCCUGUCCAUCCUCUGGACCGACUCUACCAUAA